AACCUUUGAGUUAGGGCAGUUCAAAGAACCCUGGAUGGUUGUAAGAUGAGGGUUUACCAGCAGGGAAACCCCUCAUUACUUCAGUCUAAAAUUUGUCGACUCUCCAGCUGUUUUCCUAGUUUUGUGUAUACCAUUGUUUAGGAUCAGGUAGCCAGGAACCUCGUCGAGGGUUGAAAAGUGCCCAAAGUCUGGUGGUCCGUGCAAAUGCAUUUCAAACUCGUCCCCUGACUGGCUUCAAUCAAUUUUAGGCUCAGUUGCUCGCCAGCAUCAGGUUCACAAUGACCUCCUCCGAUUCCACGCUAUACUUCACCGCCGUCGAGGAUAUGUUCAAGGAAGUGUUAACAAUAGACGGCGAGGACGAGGUUCCUGAGAACGAAGGGGCAUCUGAAACUCCGAAGCGCUGUGUGCGAUUACGACAGCAAAAGUUGUUCGCGAAUGACACCAGUAGUUUUGUAAUAAGUCGCCGAUCCCCGAGGAUUGAAUCUAAACUCAAUCUGAAAGUGAAUAUAUCGCCCGGUAGGCUACGGGAGCUUCGUGGUGAGGAGGUCCUGCGGAUGCGCAAGGAUCGAGCGGAAAAAGAGCGCCUGAAGCCUCAGAGACGUCUCACCUUGAGGAUUUAA
Drosophila takahashii is the source of this 620-nucleotide messenger RNA. RefSeq lists its product as uncharacterized. The record is from RefSeq and is a predicted model, not a curated record. Lineage: Eukaryota; Metazoa; Arthropoda; Insecta; Diptera; Drosophilidae.